Agrilus planipennis (emerald ash borer) is the source of this 1027-nucleotide messenger RNA. Its product is annotated as hemicentin-1. NCBI's taxonomy places the organism in Eukaryota, Metazoa, Arthropoda, Insecta, Coleoptera, Buprestidae. The record is from RefSeq and is a predicted model, not a curated record. Gene Ontology annotation, cellular component: axon; neuronal cell body; plasma membrane. Bases 1 to 876 code for a protein of 291 amino acids. The transcript is spliced from 6 exons. Gene Ontology annotation, molecular function: protein binding; axon guidance receptor activity. Gene Ontology annotation, biological process: homophilic cell-cell adhesion; synapse organization.
AUGUUAAAGCUGAAGAAGGUUGAUGACUUCAUCCUCGCUUCCGGAACCAGCGACUCUGCUCAAAAACGUGAUUGCGGAAACAAACCGGUUGUAAAGAUUGAAAAAAUAACUGUAAAUUCAGCUGAAAACUACGACUCGGAAUUGAUAUGCACAGUUCAUGCUGUUCCCGACGCUAUGGUUAAUUGGAAAAAGAAUGAUGUUAAUAUCAAACCUGACGAUCGUAUCACUAUCAGAAAGGAUGGCCAUUCGUACAUACUAAAAAUAUCUAAAACGCAAAAGUCUGAUUUUGGUGAAUACACUUGCUCAGCGGUGAACAGGGUGGGAAAAAGUGAAAAGAACGUCCAAUUAACAGGAACACCAAGUCCCGCCAGGUACUUUAAGGGUUACGAAGAUCGGGAAAAGAAAGUUCCCGUUUUGUCGUGGACAAUUGAAUCCAAUUCACCUAUUACAGAACACGUUCUACAAUACAGAAAAGUUGGGGACGAAAAGUGGAAUGUUGUCAAGCCCGAAGUUUCCAAUCCAGAAGGUAACAUAUAUACUAUUAAGCAGGAAUUGCCGAACUUAGGUCAAGGACAAUAUGAAGCCAAAGUGCGCUCGCGCAAUACGUACGGUUGGUCACAGUGGUCCGAAACCAAAAACUUCAAUGGGGUUGUUGCACAACGCACACAUAAUAUGCAUCAUGAUAUGCAUCACUCGCAUCCUUCAACCACUUAUGAUUUAAAUCACUCAGGACCAGAAACCAAAUCUUUAGAUAAUGAAAACGCAAAAGAAAAUAUCAGGCAAGAUGCAAGUUCCUUAAAUAGUGGACAAGCAAGAAGUAUAUUAUCUUCUUUAUUAUUCCUAUGUUUAGCUUUCCUAGCAACGCAUCAACAAUAAUAAUUAUAAAAGCAUUAUUGUAACAGGAAUAUAAAAAAAGCCUUCCCCUUCAGUGCUAAUUUAGACGUGAAAUAAACCAAAGUAUUUUUGUUGUUGAGUAGAACUAAGUUUUAACGGACUUUAUUGAUUAUAAAAUGAUAAUAAUUCAUUA